CGAUCGCGCAACAUAUCGGGUCCGCGGCCAAGUGGAGUUUCUUCAGUGGCGGAGCUGAUGGCACUCUGUUAGAGCGCUGGUAUGCUGUUGUGUAUAAACAAGAGUAACAUCGGGACCGGUGGAGGUGACGUGAACAAGUGGACAAUUGGAGUUGGGAUCGGUGUCGGGGCGAUCUGCUUACUUACAGUUGUGCGUAUGUACGGGAGAGGGCGGGGGAAGAAAUCGGCGGGAAGACGCGGACGCUCGUCUAACUGCGGAAGAUAUUGGAUGGAAGGUGGAAAUGGGUUCGGACAAAACCCUCAGAGGGCAAGCAAUGGGAAGUUUGCGAAUAACAACGGUACUGCCGCAGACCCAACUUCCAAUCCACCCCUUCCUGGGAUCUUCCCACAACAGCAGUUUAGCGCAGCACCGGUAGCACCUCCGGGUGUGACGUUGCAGCCAGGUGUGACGAUGCCAAGUAACCUCAUGCAGUAUCAAGCCCCCCUGCAGGGGCAAUGGGGGGUACAGCCAUGGCUACCCGCGGCUCAGUGGCCGAGGAAUCAACAGUGGACUAUGUUGAAUCCACCAAGUCGGCGGGCUAAUGGACAGCAACAGCCAUUUCAGCAGCAAGGUGCAGGGCAUGGUAAUCAUGGACAUGGAGCUGCUGGAGGCGGGGGAAAAGGACCAGCAGCAAAUGCCUUCCCUGGUCCGGGGAACCGGGCAUAUUUCACUAAGGAAUAUAUGGAUAUCAUGGAGGAGAUCAAGACGGAUAAGUUGUUGGAUGAAGCAAAGAAGAAAGUUGCUACAUCUAGAAGAAGUGGUGUGAAGAUCGUGGAGAUUCCGGCUGAGAGCAGCCGUGGUGAGAACUGUGUAAACACUAUGAUUGAGAAGAGCGAUAAGACUGACGAAAUGAAGGCGUGGGUUACGGCUACUUUGGGAGACUCGCUUAAACUCAUUACGGAGAAACUGGAAGAAGUGGAUAAGAAGGCUAAGAUUACUAGCAAGGAGAAGGAAGAAUUCGGACGGCUUUGCGUUAUCAGUGCUGCAGCCGAGAAAAAGAGAAUGGACUCGUCGAGCAGCGAGAAACGGAAGAGAAGUAGGGAACGCACUCCUGCAGUAUGUUCCCCAACGACGAAUCCCGUGAAGACCCGAUCACGUGGAAGCGAGAAACAAAAGUCGAGGACAAAGAGGAUAGAUAUUUCCUCUGACGAAGAAGGCGCUACCGGAGUGAAGCAGAACUUGCAUGCUAAGAUGGAAGGAAGCAGCAAGCUGACCGACAUCAAGCUCAUGCUGGCCUCACUACUGAACGGAAUCGGCGAUAUCAAAGGGAAAAGGAAAGUUAUCUUACCUAGAGUCAAAACAGAACCCGAACCUAUUAAAACCCCGGCGGUAGAGACCAGGGACACUGAAGAUGCCGAAGACGUGAACGUGGUGCAGAACAAGGAAUGUACUGAAGACGAAGAAUAGAUUGAUGAAGGGGGUCUGGCCGCGUAUAUGAAGAUCAGGCACGAAUUUUAUAACUCGUUGCACUAUACACGCGUCAUGGAACUUUGCAAACAGAAAUCU
Messenger RNA from Chara braunii, 1545 nucleotides. The record is from the annotation of a GenBank genome assembly. NCBI's taxonomy places the organism in Eukaryota, Viridiplantae, Streptophyta, Charophyceae, Charales, Characeae.